Molecule: messenger RNA, 1560 nt
Organism: Verticillium alfalfae VaMs.102
Lineage: Eukaryota; Fungi; Ascomycota; Sordariomycetes; Glomerellales; Plectosphaerellaceae
Product: inner membrane protein yieG
Exons: 6
Coding region: 1-1560 (519 amino acids)
Biological process (GO): transmembrane transport
Cellular component (GO): plasma membrane
Molecular function (GO): purine nucleobase transmembrane transporter activity
Source: RefSeq, a predicted model, not a curated record
AUGGCCUACAUUAUUGCCGUCAAUGCUAUCAUUCUGUCACAAACUGGGGGCACCUGCCCCUGUGACCAGGAUGAUCGCCUCUCCUGCGACAGCUUUGACUCGUACAAGAAGUGCAAGGAGCGUACGUCAAACUCUCGGUUUGACUGGGUGGCAUACGCUUACCUACGACCCUCAGGAGUUCGUCUCGAUCUUAUCACCGCUACUGCUGCGAUCUCAGGCUUAUCAAGUUUCCUUUUCGGCUUUAUGACCAACCUUCCCGUCGCUCUGGCACCCGGAAUGGGCCUGAAUGCUUACUUUGCCUUCCAAGUCGUGGGACCCAAUGGUUCAGGCCGCAUCUCUUACGAGGUAGCGCUUACGGCAGUCUUCGUCGAAGGGCUUAUAUUCAUCGUUCUUGCCUUGACCGGCUUGCGUCAAUGGCUGGUCAAACUGAUCCCGGCGACUAUCAAGACCGCCACAGGCGUCGGCAUUGGCUUCUUUCUCACAGAGAUUGGUCUCUCGUAUGCUGCAGGUAUCGGUGCCAUAACUGGAGGCUUCAAGGCCACCCCUCUGGCCAUUGCUGGAUGUCCGAUAGAACAGAUUAACCCACUGACUCAGAUGUGCGACGGUGGCAUAAUGUCAAGCCCUAAGAUGUGGACGGCUGUAUUCGCUGGCGAUAUCACCUACUUCCCGUAUACCGAAGACGGCGAGGCACGCUUUGAGUUCUUCAAGCAGAUCGUCACAUUCCACCCUAUUGAGCACAUCCUCAAUGUGCUGAACUGGGACAUAUCGGCAGACAAGACACACUUUUCCGUCGCCCUUUUCACGUUCCUUUACGUUGACAUCAUCGACGCUACAGCCACUCUCUACUCAAUGGUUCGGUUCUGUGGUGUUGUCGACCCCACUGAUGGCGAUUUUCCUCGUUCGACAAUUGCCUACUGCUGCGACGCCAUUUGCAUCUCCAUCGGUGCGCUGUUCGGGUGCUCGCCUGUCACAGCUUUUAUUGAAAGCGGUGCCGGCAUUGCUGAGGGCGGCCGCACAGGACUUACAGCUAUGGUCACUGGACUUUGUUUCCUGGUGUCUAUAUUCUUUGCCCCUAUCUUUGCGUCGAUUCCCCCCUGGGCUACAGGCUGUACCCUUGUGCUUGUUGGCUGCAUGAUGAUUAGGCAAAUCAGUCAGAUCAACUGGCGAUACAUGGGAGACGUUCUUCCGUCUUUUGUCGUCAUGACCUUUAUUCCGUUUUCCUACAGUGUCGCGUAUGGUCUCAUAGCGGGCGUUUUCGUCUAUGCGGUACUCAACGGCCUCAUUGCACUGACCGUCUAUAUUAGCGGACGACGCCUGGAGCCUCGUGACUACGACUCGAAGGAGUAUUGGUCUUGGAAGGGUUAUGGUAUGGGUAAACCGCCCUGGUUCGUCCGGGCUGUCCGCAACAAAGGUUGCAUUGCAGGCUCUGACGACGCCCCCGAUGAGAUCGAUGAAGUCAGCAAACGGUCCACCAUACAAGAACACGAAAGUGCCUACGACGACAAUCGUGAGGGCGCGGCCUCCCCCCAUCGGGCUGUCACCCCUCGCUCAAUGCACUGA